AUGCUUGCCAAAUGCCUUUUUGGUAUGGGUAAUGUACAUUUGGCCCGUAAAGAACUCGAUGAUACUCUGUCUUAUGUUGGAGGAUCACUAGCUAUUCGGGAGGAAGAAGCUAAACCGAGAAAUGACUUUGAUAUAGCAGCGUGUGUCGAUAAUAUGGGCAAUACUUAUUAUGAAAAAGGCGAUAUGACUCGAGCAUUACAAUGUGCUAAUCGAGCUGUUGAACUCCUGAGAACAAAUAUCAAUGGUGAUCGUCGGUUUGCAGCUGCAUUGCAUAAUUUAGGCGUCCUUCAUCAAAUAAAUGGAGAUUUAGUCAAAGCCCGUGAAUAUUUCGAAGAAGCGGUUGCUUAUUUACAGGACUCCACUCAUCCUUAUCGUAUAAGUUCCUUGAACAAUAUAGAACGGUUCAAUCAGCUCGAAGAGUCAAAAAAAAGAAUUUCCUAUUUUCAGUUAAAAAACAUUUGUUUUUCGAUAAGAUCAAUACAUAUUGAAAAAUUCGUGGAUUAA
Molecule: messenger RNA, 504 nt
Organism: Rotaria socialis
Lineage: Eukaryota; Metazoa; Rotifera; Eurotatoria; Philodinida; Philodinidae
Source: the annotation of a GenBank genome assembly